Molecule: messenger RNA, 1167 nt
Organism: Patiria miniata (bat star)
Lineage: Eukaryota; Metazoa; Echinodermata; Asteroidea; Valvatida; Asterinidae
Product: tripartite motif-containing protein 45-like
Exons: 2
Coding region: 1-1167 (388 amino acids)
Biological process (GO): positive regulation of DNA-templated transcription
Cellular component (GO): chromatin; nucleoplasm
Molecular function (GO): ubiquitin-protein transferase activity; zinc ion binding
Source: RefSeq, a predicted model, not a curated record
AUGGCAGGUCUGAGUGAAGUCAGCGCAGCAGGCGUGUUGAAGAAGAUCAACCAGGGACACCUUGAGUGUCCAAUUUGCGUCUCACGAUUCACAAACCCCAAGAUUCUGGAUUGCUUGCACAGCUUUUGCCAAACAUGCCUGGAAAAAAUGAUGGAAGGUCAACCACAGCAGCGAGAGAUUACCUGCCCAGUCUGCAGGCAGCAAACUGCCCUAUCAGAUGCAGGAAUUGCUGGAAUUAUCAAUAAUUUUUCCUUGAUGGCUCUGGUGGAAGAGGCCAAUCAACAGGAAGAGAUGGUCAAAAGUCAAAGAUCAAAUAUCAUUUGCGAGGUGUGUGAAGAAGAAGAGGCAAUUGUAAGGUGUUUGGAGUGCAGGGAAUAUCUCUGUGACUUCUGUCACAAUGCCCACAAACGAAGCAAGAAAACCAGGAAUCACGAGACGGCAUCAAUUGAAGACCUGCGCUCAGGAAAGGCACCUUACCAAAGUCGCCUUUGGAAUGAGGUUCCUAAAUGCCCAAAUCAUUCUUCCCAGGAUCUCUUCUUCUUCUGUGAGACUUGUGAGACACUGAUAUGUGCUGUAUGCACUGCUCUUGAUCAUAAAGCACCAGACCAUAAAUUCAUUGAUAUUUCUGCUGCAGUUGCCUCAUGCAAAGAAAAAGUGACACAGCUCAUCACAGAGGCCAAACAAUGUUUGAACAAAUUGACAGAUGCAAAAGAAAAAGCUCUAAAAUUUAAAUUGGACCACAACAAUAUAACACUGGAGAUAAAUGAUGACAUAACUAAAAAUGCAGAUGAAGCAGUUGCCAAAAUUCGUGAGAAUGAACGCUUGCUGAAAGAAAAAGUCACUAAGAUUUGCCACAAAAAGGAUGCAUGCUUUGACCAAGGUCUGGAAUGUUGUGAACAAAAUAUUGAAAAGGCAGAAAAAACAUUAGAGACAGUGAAAACUGUGAUGGAACAAACCAAUAACUUUGAUCUUUUAAAAUUGCAACCGAAUCUUCUUCAAAAGUUACAAGAUGCAGCGGAUCAGGAAACACCAGCACCAGUGCAAGGCUUGACAUUUAAAGAUUUUCAACAGUGUAAAGAAAUCAGCCAGGCAGAAAUUGAAUUACCAAUCGCACAAAGACACUCAGAUGUGAAGGAUAAUGUCCAGAAAGGUGUGGGUGAGGGAUGA